CGCUCCCCGUCCCCGUCCCGUCCCCGUCCCGCUCCAUGGAAGCGGCCAACGGGGCCGUGCCCGAGGGCGCGGCCGGGGAGCCCCGCGGCAGCGCGGCCGCCCCGUCGGGAGCGAAGGAGGUGAAGGUGGUGAUCGUGGGGGACGGGGGCUGCGGGAAGACGUCGCUGCUCAUGGUGUACGCCAAGGGCUCCUUCCCCGAGCAAUACGCGCCCUCUGUCUUCGAGAAGUACACGACGAGCGUGACGGUGGGGAAGAAGGAGGUGACUCUGAACCUGUACGACACCGCAGGGCAGGAGGACUACGAUCGGCUGCGACCUCUUUCUUACCAGAACACAAAUGUCGUGUUAAUUUGUUACGAUGUCAUGAACCCCACUAGCUAUGACAAUGUAGCAGCCAAGUGGUACCCCGAAGUGAAUCACUUCUGCCGGGGGGUCCCGCUCGUGCUCAUCGGCUGCAAGACGGACCUGCGGAAGGACAAGGAGCAGCUGCGCAAGCUCAGGGCUUCCAAGCAGGAACCCAUCACUUACAGCCAGGGAGAGGCAGCUUGUCAGGAGAUUAAUGCAGAGGUUUAUCUGGAAUGCUCAGCAAAAUGCCGUGAAAACAUAGAAAAUGUUUUUAAAGAAGCAACAACCAUUGCACUGAAUGCCAUGAAAAAAGCCAAGCGCCACAGGAAAAGGAAAGUGUGCUCAGUGUUAUGAUCUGGACUGCACAAGAGCCAAGAGAUUCAGGUUUUAUAAAUAGUUUAACUUUGAAGACUUUUUUUUUUAUUAUUAUAUGUUUGUAUUCCUAGAACAAUUUGUAUUUUAAAAUUUUAAUUAUUUUUAGUAUUUUGCACUUUUGUUACGUUGUUCUCCAAGUUUUGGAAGCUCUUUGUCACAGUUAACUGAUGCUGUGUGCCUCUGCCCAUCUGGCUUUUGCUUCUAACUGCAAACAACUCCCUAUUUAAAUUGCAAUGAACAGCAACUGCUACUGUAUGACUUAGUGGCUUUUUUAUUCCUCUGCAAAAUAAUUGUGGCACGUUAUAGCUACAAUUUGCUGUCAUUUUCAAGCAGAAAAGCUGAAAACCCACAUAUUUUAGAAGUAGUAAUAUUUAAAGCAGUUUAUCAGGCACCUUUGAAGAGACAGAAAUGAAGUUUUGUUUAACUGUAACUGUACCUUUGUACAGAUUUUGUGCAACUUUAUCCUCUGCUGGUUACACGAGCAGCUGGUGAAGAACUCUCUUUUGGAGCAAGCCAUCAUUUCUGCUUUACAUGCAGGGUAAAGACAUCUUGAUCCUUGAAAAAUCUUUUGUUUGUUCUUCUCUUAACUUGAUUUAAUUAAGGCUUGUGAAUCCCUAAGAGCUUAAAAUGGAAAAUUAAAAAAAAAAAUAAUUGCAAGUUUGUGCACGUUUGACUACAGAAAAAUCUUGAAUUGUGCAGCCUUUUCUCCACAAGAAGAAAUCUGUCAGUAAAGAAACACAGCCACCCCUCACCUUCCCCAGUACAAAACUGAAACACCAACGCACAGGAAGUGACCACAUUUACCAUCAGCUCCCGUGGAAAUCUCUCAGAGUUUUUAAUCUGAGUUUCUCAUGCUGCAGAACUCACGUUACUGAUCCCUGCAGAACCAGCUCCACGCCUCAACAUACAGCAGGUUCCAGCAUCGCUCUCAAAAUAAAGCAAUUCUCAUUUCAUAAA
This is a messenger RNA of Myiozetetes cayanensis, 1676 nucleotides long. It is a transcript of the gene RHOF, whose product is annotated as ras homolog family member F, filopodia associated. The coding region runs from base 36 to 698 and encodes 220 amino acids. The transcript is spliced from 5 exons. Lineage: Eukaryota; Metazoa; Chordata; Aves; Passeriformes; Tyrannidae. Gene Ontology annotation, biological process: small GTPase-mediated signal transduction; cell migration. The record is from RefSeq and is a predicted model, not a curated record. Gene Ontology annotation, molecular function: GTPase activity; GTP binding.